Molecule: messenger RNA, 1209 nt
Organism: Rotaria sp. Silwood1
Lineage: Eukaryota; Metazoa; Rotifera; Eurotatoria; Philodinida; Philodinidae
Source: the annotation of a GenBank genome assembly
AUGAAACCUCAACUAGUACGAGUUGUUGUGUCCUCCAAGAAAGAUUUACAAGGUUCUAAUCUUCCGCAAGCUGGAAGUGGAAAUUUCACUCAAACAAUACAUCCAGUGGUUCAUCCCCGAAAUUAUUUUUCACUUCAACUGGUGAACCCCAAUACAUCUCCAACAAAUAUUGUUACACCGUCUCGUGUAUUUAUGAAUUCAACAUCACCAACGUUUAAUUUACAUGAUGAAGUAUUAGCACAUAAAUCAAAUAAUUCACCAAUUAAUAAUCGUGUUCAUGGGGUAGUUUUCAGUCCAUCAUCUGUGGUUAACAUACCUAUUAAUAAAUCUGGUCUAAGUGAAAUUGCUCCAAUAGCAAAUACGUAUGAAAGAGUACUUAAACGUAGUAGAAAUUGGGCUGAACAGGAAGCAAAAACGUUUAUCACAAUAUGGGGUGAAUAUUAUUCAAAACUUAUGUCAGGAGGAUCGAGAAAUGCUCCCAUUUAUCAAGCAAUGACCGACGACCUGAAUGAACUCUUACAAGGCCGUUCUCUUACGAGCACCGAAGUAAAAUCAAAAAUCGGUAAUCUAGUGGCCGAGUAUCGCCGACGAAGAAAAGAAUUGGGUCGCACAGGUGGUAGUCCUUCAACAUGGCCAUUUUAUGAAAUGAUCGACAAAAUACUAGGAGAACGGCCAUAUAAUGAUGAUACCUUAUUGACAGACUCCAUGAAUACGGAUGAACAAACUCUACAAGACAUGCCUCAACCAGAUCUUAAUUCGACUCAAAUAUCAGUACCUGUUCAUGAUUCAGUAUCAUCAUCAGCCGAUAUUAAUAAACCACAAAGUUCUACAAAUGUUAAUUCAAAUACUCCAGUAGAAUCUUCAAAUGUUUCUGCUGUUUCAAAAGUUGAUACCCCACGAAACAAAUAUUUGUCGAAACAAAAAAAAAAUAAACGAGUAUCCGAAAUGAGAGUGAAUUUACUAGAAGACUUGAUUGGCAAAAUUGAUGCUUCAAACGAAAGUGCAGCACGUUGUGAAGAAAAAGUUAUUGAAAUAUUACAACAACAAACUGAAAUUCAACAGCGAAGUGCGGACAACGAAACUGAAUUUCUGAACAUUUUUAAAACUCUUGUUAAUAGUAUGAUAGCCAAUCGACAGUAUCAUUUUGUUAAAUUAUUAAUAGUGAUAUUUAGUGCAUAUUCUUCAUCAAAAACCUUUGUUUCUCUGUAA